Messenger RNA from Striga hermonthica, 597 nucleotides. NCBI's taxonomy places the organism in Eukaryota, Viridiplantae, Streptophyta, Magnoliopsida, Lamiales, Orobanchaceae. The record is from the annotation of a GenBank genome assembly.
AUGGAUCCAAACGGCAACAUGUUGAGGUGGGAGGCAAUAAGAGUCGGGUCGUUGGGCGGCCUGGAGGAGCUGUUCGAAGCGUACGGAAGAGAGCACCCGUUCAUAGUAACCGAGCCCGGUGAGGUGGCUCGUGGAAAAAAGAACGGGCUCGAUUAUCUAUUCUAUCUCUACGAGCUUUGCCGUGACCUCUUGAUUCAAGUUCAAAAUAUUGCUAGGGAGAAAGGUGAAAAAUGCCCUACCAAGGUGACGAACGAGGUGUUUAGGUACGCGAAAUCAGUGGGGGCGAAUCACAUUAACAAGCCGAAAAUGCGACACUACGUGCACUGCUACGCACUGCACUGCCUUGAUCAGGCGACAUCUGACAAUCUACGCAGAGCAUUCAAAGAGAGGAGAGAGAAUGUGGGGGCUUGGCGACAGGCUUGCUACAUGCCCCUUGUGGCAAUAGCCGCCGCCAGGCAUGGAUGGGACAUUGACGCCCUCUUCAACACCCACUCACACCUCUCCAUUUGGUACGUCCCUACCAAGCUCCGCCAGCUCUGCCAUGCCGAGAGGAGCAAUGCCGCCUCAACCUCUGGAGACAACUUGCCGCCCUUUUAG